Messenger RNA from Blepharisma stoltei, 745 nucleotides. Lineage: Eukaryota; Ciliophora; Heterotrichea; Heterotrichida; Blepharismidae. The record is from the annotation of a GenBank genome assembly.
AUGGAUACAGUUAAAGUCUACAUCGAUUGAUAUUCUCAACCAUCUCGUGCUGUAGCUGCAUUGUGCCUACUCGCCAACAUUCCUCACGAAAUCAUUGAAACUCAGCUUUUCCGUGGAGACACCCGCACAAAAGAAUUCCAAGCCAUUUCUCCUCCAAUGACAGUUCCAGCCAUAGUUCAUCAAGAAAUGCCUCUUUAUGAAAGUCAUGCAAUUUUAACCUAUUUAUCAACAGCUUUUAACGUCGCUGACCAUUGGUACCCAAAAGACCCAAAACAGCGGGCAAAUGUUGACGCUUAUUUACAUUGGCAUCAUGGGAAUAUCCGGUAUGGAUGUGCAGGGUAUCUUUACAGGAAAAUAAUUAAGCCAAGACUUACAGGUCGGCAAAUAACCCCUGAAAUGGAAAAACAAAUGCUAGCAAUUCAGCAUAAAUCUUUGAAAUAUGUGGACGAAAUUUUAAUGAAUAAUCAUUAUGUUGCGAAAACGAAAGAAAUGUCUAUUGCUGAUAUUUCUUGUUAUUGCGAAAUAAUGCAGCUGCAUUUGAUUGAUUUUGAAUAUAGACAGUAUCCGUUUAUAGUGAGGUGGAUGAGAGAAAUCGGGGAAAUCCCAGAAGUAAAAUUGGUACAUCAAAGAUUAAUGAAAAUGGUGCAAAAACCUAACCUGCUAAAUUUUAGGUAGAAUAGCUUCAUAUUUUAGAAUAGAAAAAUAAUUUAAAAUUUAAUUUUUUUUCUCUAGGAUUAAGCUUUAA